This is a messenger RNA of Chrysoperla carnea, 2215 nucleotides long. Its product is annotated as sodium-independent sulfate anion transporter. Lineage: Eukaryota; Metazoa; Arthropoda; Insecta; Neuroptera; Chrysopidae. The record is from RefSeq and is a predicted model, not a curated record. Gene Ontology annotation, biological process: transmembrane transport. The transcript is spliced from 10 exons. Bases 220 to 2145 code for a protein of 641 amino acids. Gene Ontology annotation, molecular function: sulfate transmembrane transporter activity. Gene Ontology annotation, cellular component: membrane.
CUUAAUUUUAAUUAAAAUAUUAUUAAAUAAAUAGUGUAAAAACACGUACUUUUACUUUUAUGAUUUUAUUGAAAGUAAAAUAUCAUUUGUGAUUAUAUUUUGUUGUUGAUGUUUAUAUAAAUAAUUGCAAUUUGAAGUUUUCAACAGUUCUUGAUUUUUACGAUAGUGAAUUGGAAACAGAAUUAUAAAUAAAACCACGUGAGUCAAGCACCACCAACAAUGGAUCCAAAACGACCACCAUGGUUAAUUAGAAAAAUCAAGAAACGUAUACCAAUAACAACAUGGCUACAAACGUAUAAUUCUGACCAUUUUAUUAGUGAUAUUAUUGCUGGUGUAACAGUGGGUUUAACUGUUAUGCCACAAGCUUUAGCAUAUGCAACUUUAGCUGGACUGGAACCACAGUUUGGAUUAUAUUCAGCAUUUAUGGGUUGUUUUAUUUAUGCAAUAUUUGGUAGUUGUCGUGAUAUAACAAUUGGACCAACAGCUUUAAUGGCACUAAUGACUUAUCAACAAAUUUUACAUAAAAAUGCAGAUUUUGCAAUAUUAUUAUGUUUUUUAUCUGGUGUAGUACAAUUAAUUAUGUGUUUAUUGCGUUUAGGUGUAUUAGUAGAUUUUAUAUCAAUUCCAGUCACAGUGGGUUUUACCUCAGCCACAUCUGUUAUUAUUGCCAUGUCUCAACUAAAAGGUUUACUAGGCCUGAAAUUUACUUCGUCAGGCUUUUUGGAUACCAUUUUAAAAGUUUAUUAUCAUUUGCCGGAAACUAGACCGUGGGAUUGCUUACUCGGUUUUUCAUGCAUAGUAAUUUUAUUAGUUUUAAGGCGAAUUAAAAGUAUUAAAAUAGUAUCAAAAGGUAGAAAACCAAAUUCACAUGAGAAAAUUAUUGAAAAAUCCAUUUGGUUAUUAUCAACAUCUCGGAAUGCAUUAGUGGUUGUAGGAUGUUCCUUUAUGGCCUAUUAUUUGGAACAAAAUAAUUAUAAUGACGUAUUUAUUUUAACUGGAAAAGUACGUUCUGGUUUACCAACAUUUGCACCGCCACCAUUCGAAACUAGAGUGGGUAAUCAAACAUACAAUUUUAUACAAAUGUGUAACGAAUUAGGUGCAUCAAUUGUAUUAGUACCUGUUAUUGCCGUUUUGGGUAAUGUUGCCAUUGCUAAAGCUUUUGCAAGUGGAGAUAGCGUAGAUGCAACUCAAGAAUUGUUGACGCUGUCUAUUUGUAGUAUUUUUGGAUCGUUUGUGAGUUCGAUGCCAGUUACAGGAUCAUUUUCAAGAAGUGCUGUUAAUCAUGCAAGUGGUGUGAAAACGCCGUUGGGUGGGGUUUAUACAGGAGUGUUAGUAAUAUUAGCACUAACAUUUCUCACACCAUAUUUCUACUACAUACCGAAAGCAUCAUUAGCAGCUGUUAUUAUUAGUGCUGUGAUAUUUAUGAUUGAAUAUGAGAUUGUUAAACCAAUGUGGAAAUCAAGUCGUAAAGAUUUGGUGCCGACAUUUGUCACGUUUGUCUUAUGCUUAGCUAUGGGUGUUGAAUAUGGUAUCCUUGUUGGUGUUGCUAUUAAUAUAUUGAUACUGUUGUAUCCAUCAGCACGUCCAAGUAUUCAUGUUGAGAAGAAGAUGACAAAUCAUGGCGCUGAAUAUCUUCUUAUAACACCCGGGAAUAGUUUGUACUUCCCAGCUGUGGAUUUUAUAAGGGCUUCUGUUGGUAAAGCCGGUGUAAAGUUAGGAUCUUCACAACUUCCAGUUAUUGUUGAUUGUAGAUUUGUAUUAGGUGCUGAUUUUACUGCUGCUAAAGGAAUUGCUGCCCUCAUUGAUGAUUUUAAUAAACGUAAACAAAUGAUAUACUUUUUUAGACCACGUGAUGAUGUAAUUGCUGUUUUCAAAGGAGCUGCUUUGGAAGAUUUCCAAUACGUAACAACGCACAGUGAAUUGGAUUAUAUUUUAUAUUCUAAAAAAACAGAAGCAAAAGACGAAGAAAUGAAAUUAUUGCCAAACAAUUCAACGAAUACUACAAAAUGUUUAAAUAGUCCAAAUUCGUAUGAAGAAUUAACAGAAAUAACCACAUAUGCACCAAGUUCACCAGAAUUUUCAUCAAACAUUGUCGCCACAAGUAAUAACCUGUCCGUGUUACAACAGAAUGAUAAACGUAUGUGAUAUAGAAUCUCAAAUAUGAAGAAAAUAAUUUGUGACUCGACGUAAUAGUAUUAUUAUUUUAUUUUACUUA